Molecule: messenger RNA, 561 nt
Organism: Liolophura sinensis
Lineage: Eukaryota; Metazoa; Mollusca; Polyplacophora; Chitonida; Chitonidae
Exons: 4
Source: RefSeq, a predicted model, not a curated record
ACGGUUGAGCCGACCACACAACCAACAUCCACUUCUGCACCAUCAACAACUUUGAGCAGUACAGUGUCCCAGGACACUUCCUCCUCUUCCGAAGCGACCACACAAUCUACGGUGUCUGCCGCUGUCCCCACAACAAAUUCUACAGUGUCUACCCAGAAAACUGCCUCGGUACAUACGAGUACAACGCAAGAUGUUUCGCAGUCCACACCAACGGCGACGGAAGUUUCCUCAACACAGACAUCAACCACAAAGUCCAGCUCAACGCAGCCGGAAACUUCAACCGCCACCACCUCUGUUACAACAGCAAGUACUCAAGAGCCAACAACGGUUGAGCCGACCACACAACCAACGUCCACUUCUACAUCAACCACAAAGUCCAGCUCAACGCAGCCGGAAACUUCAACCGCCACAGAUUCUACAGUGUCUACCCAGACCACUGCCUCAGUACAUACGAGUACAACGCAAGAUGUUUCGCAGUCCACACCAACGGCGACGGAAGUUUCCUCAACACAGACAUCAACCACAAAGUCCAGCUCAACGCAGCCGGAAACUUCAACCGCC